AAAUGUUCGGAAAAAACAAAAUGGCAUCAGCUCACAGCUGUGCACAGCUGAUUAAUAUUUAUAUUAAAUUAUAAAUAACAAUAAAUAAUUACCCAAUACUAAAUAAUAAUAAUAAAUCAUAAUUCAUAUGAAGUAUGAAAUAAAAUUGGCCCAAGUCCAUUUUUUUUCUCCAGGUUCCGUAUUAUAUAUUUAUGUUUGUGAUUUGCGUAAUUUGAGAAUCACUUGGAAUCAGCUGAUGACAGAUUGACAGCAUAGCCUGGACCUGAACGUGUUUACUGUUGUCGCAAGUUUGCAACUAAUGCUAAUAAAUUAACAACAUAAACAAUAUCUAUAGGUAUCAUGUUCAACACCAGAUGCAAUAUCACUAAAUAAUGCGAAGAUGUGAAAAAUGCAUCACAAUCAUCAACGCUGUAAAGGUGGCUAUGAUAAAAAUCAGAGAAAUCGUAAUUCUUUAAACGUGGUAAAAUGAAAUAACUUAAUAUUAUGGCACAAUUAACAAUAGAAAUGAAUACAUUAACAAUGAAUCUAGAUCAAUUUGAGAAUUUGGUUGUGCCACUUGUUUGUAACAUAGCACCAUAUUCAAAAGUUCAUUUUAUAAAACUUUUAUCAUUUAAAAAUAUAUAUAUCAUUAAAUAUUUAUAUAUGGAAAUAAUAAAAUCAAAGUUAUAACACAACCAUCUGAUGGUACACCAAUAUGAUGGCACCCAUAUUAGUUCUACUGUAUUUAGUAAUAAAGUUUUGAGAGAUAAAAGAAUUUGUGUUGUUGCUGAGCAUCAAGAAAACAGUAAUAAAGAUAGUGUUGUUACAAAAGAAUCAUCAGAUACUAGUGGACCAACUGGUACUGGUUUAUCUGAUACAAGUAGUACUGGUUCAGCUCGUGAUACACCACCACCACCACCAAAACCACUAGCAAGAAGAACACAUCAUCAUUACCAUCAUUAAGAUUAUUAUUAGUAACUGAUGGUGCUAAUCCAUGAUCUGAAUCAUCAAGUGAAGCUUUAAGUGUAUGAGCACGUAGACCUAAACAAGUUAUGCCUGGUAAUGUUGUUGUUGUUGUUAAAGUAGAAGGACAAACAUUAAUUUGUAAAACUGAUGAAGUUGGUGAAGUAUGUGUUAAUAGUACAGCAACUGGUAGCCAACAUUGGGAUUAACAAAAGUAAUCAUGAUAAUAAUAAUAAUAAUAAUAAUAACAAUAGAUAUAAUAAAAUUAAAUAGAAAUUCGUUUGAAAAAAAAAAAAAACAAAAACAGUGACAAUAUGUUGUUAUUAUUUUUAUUUUUUUUUUUCCUUUGAUUUUUCUUUACAAUAAAUAAAAUUCAUUCAUCUUUUAAAGUUCACGUGGCAAGGUCACAAAACUUAUUUAUCAUCAAUAAAAUAUUUUGGAAAAUUCUAAAAUGGCAUACACAAAAAAUAAUCUGUUGGAUCCAAUUCAUGAAAAUUGUAAAAGAUUUAUCAUAUCAUAUUUGGGUGAUGAAAUAACAGUUGGACCUUCUGAUACAACAAGUGGUUCCCCAAAUGAGAUGACAAACCCAGUUAGAAAAUCAAAUCAAGAACUUGCUAAUCAUGGACCCCAAAGAUUCAUGAUAUCAUAUUUGGGUCGUAAAAUGAUAGUUGGACCUUCUGAUGAAACGAGUGGUUCCUCGAAUGAGAUAAAACAAUUUAAUAAAAUACCUUCUGGUGAAACUCAAGAAAGACUUGAAAAUGCUGGUGUAUCACGAAACAAAAAUCAAGUGGAUAAAAUACCUUCUGGUGAAGCUCAAAAAAGACUUGGUAAUGCUGGUGUAUCACGAAAAAAAAAUCAAUUGGAUAAAAUACCUUCUGGUGAAGCUCAAGAAAGACUUGAAAAUGCUGGUGUAUCACGAAACAAAAAUCAAGUGGAUAAAAUACCUUCUGGUGAAGCUCAAAAAAGACUUGAAAAUGCUGGUGUAUCACGAAACAAAAAUCAAGUGGAUAAAAUACCUUCUGGUGAAGCUCAAAAAAGACUUGAAAAUGCUGGUGUAUCACGAAACAAAAAUCAAUUGGAUAAAAUACCUUCUGGUGAAGCUCAAAAAAGACUUGAAAAUGCUGGUGUAUCACGAAACAAAAAUCAAGUGGAUAAAAUACCUUCUGGUGAAGCUCAAAAAAGACUUGAAAAUGCUGGUGUAUCACGAAACAAAAAUCAAGUGGAUAAAAUACCUUCUGGUGAAGCUCAAGAAAGACUUGAAAAUGCUGGUGUAUCACAAAACAUAAAUCAAUUGGAUAAAAUACCUUCUGGUGAAGCUCAAAAAAGACUUGAAAAUGCUGGUGUAUCACGAAACAAAAAUCAAGUGGAUAAAAUACCUUCUGGUGAAGCUCAAAAAAGACUUGGUAAUGCUGGUGUAUCACGAAAAAAAAAUCAAUUGGAUAAAAUACCUUCUGGUGAAGCUCAAGAAAGACUUGAAAUGAAAAAUCCAAUGGAAAUCUGUUCAAUGGAACAAAGUCAACAACUUGUUGAUGAAGCUCGUUCAGCAAUUAACUCAGAGCAACCAUGUAACACAAACUUGCAAGAUUUAGAUAAGCUUUUGUCUUCUAUUGAUAAAGACAAUCCCGAAGAUAUUGUUAAAAACAUGAAGGAGAUAUAUGGUGCAAGAAGCAGUAAGCUGGAAGAGGUAUCAGCCGCAGCAGCUCCUGAUUUAGGCUCAGAUGCCAAUCAAAAAUUUGUCACUUUUGUUCCAUUGGAGCCCUUGUUUGAUGAAUUAAACGAUAACCAAGUUAAAAUUCCUUGGAGUGAAUAAAGAUAUUUGAUAACAUUAUUAUAAUUUUUUAAACAACCAUCUGGUUCAUAACUAAAAAAAAAAAGAAAGAUUUUUAUUAUUUUUUUUCUUUAAAUUAGUUCAUCAA
Messenger RNA from Aphidius gifuensis, 2858 nucleotides. RefSeq lists its product as uncharacterized. Bases 1394 to 2752 code for a protein of 452 amino acids. NCBI's taxonomy places the organism in Eukaryota, Metazoa, Arthropoda, Insecta, Hymenoptera, Braconidae. The transcript is spliced from 3 exons. The record is from RefSeq and is a predicted model, not a curated record.